AUGUCUGCCAACGGCGUUUCGGAUACCUUCCUCUUCACCUCCGAGUCGGUAGGUGAGGGUCACCCCGACAAGAUUGCCGACCAGGUUUCGGAUGCCAUCCUCGAUGCCUGCCUGGCCGAGGACCCCCUCUCAAAGGUUGCUUGCGAGACGGCCACCAAGACUGGUAUGAUCAUGGUCUUUGGUGAGAUCACCACCAAGGCCAAGCUCGACUACCAGAAGGUUGUUCGUGACUGCAUCAGGGACAUCGGUUACGAUGACUCGUCCAAGGGCUUCGACUACAAGACCUGCAACCUUCUCGUGGCCAUUGAGCAGCAGUCGCCUGACAUUGCUCAGGGCCUUCACUACGACGAGGCUCUCGAGAAGCUCGGUGCCGGUGACCAGGGUAUCAUGUUUGGCUACGCCACCGACGAGACCCCCGAGCUUUUCCCCCUCACCCUCAUGCUCUCCCACAAGCUCAACGCUGCCAUGUCCAAGGCCCGCCGUGACGGCUCCCUGCCCUGGCUCCGCCCCGACACCAAGACCCAGGUCACCGUCGAGUACAAGAAGGACGGCGGUGCCGUUGUUCCCCAGCGCGUCGACACCGUCGUCGUCUCUGCCCAGCACUCUCCCGACAUCUCCACUGAGGAGCUCCGAAAGGAGAUCCUCGAGAAGAUCAUCAAGACCACCAUCCCCGCCAAGUACCUUGAUGACAAGACCAUCUACCACAUCCAGCCCUCUGGCCAGUUCAUCAUCGGUGGUCCCCAGGGUGACGCCGGCCUGACCGGUCGCAAGAUCAUCGUCGACACUUACGGUGGCUGGGGUGCCCACGGUGGUGGUGCCUUCUCUGGCAAGGACUUCUCCAAGGUCGACCGCUCCGCCGCCUACCUUGCCCGCUGGGUCGCCAAGUCCCUGGUCAACGCCGGCCUCGCCCGCCGCGCCCUCGUCCAGUUCUCGUACGCCAUUGGCGUUGCCGAGCCCCUGUCUAUCUACGUCGACUCCUACGGCACUUCUGACAAGAGCUCCGAGGAGCUCGUCAAGAUCAUCCGCGACAACUUUGACCUCCGUCCCGGUGUCAUUGUGCGCGAGCUGGACCUGGCCCGCCCCAUCUACCUCCAGACUGCCAAGAACGGUCACUUCGGUACCAACCAGGACUUUAACUGGGAGAAGCCCAAGACGCUCAAGUUCUAA
Messenger RNA from Geosmithia morbida, 1167 nucleotides. Its product is annotated as S-adenosylmethionine synthetase. Gene Ontology annotation, molecular function: ATP binding; methionine adenosyltransferase activity. NCBI's taxonomy places the organism in Eukaryota, Fungi, Ascomycota, Sordariomycetes, Hypocreales, Bionectriaceae. The record is from RefSeq and is a predicted model, not a curated record. The transcript has 3 exons. The coding region runs from base 1 to 1167 and encodes 388 amino acids. Gene Ontology annotation, cellular component: cytosol. Gene Ontology annotation, biological process: S-adenosylmethionine biosynthetic process.